AUGAUAUUAUAAAACUGUACAGGAUAUGUUAAAGCAGGUCAAUCAUUAGCUAUUAUGGGACCAUCAGGAGCUGGAAAAACAACUUUAUUAAGCCUAAUUACAAAAAGAUUAGAAAAAAGCAAUGAUAAAAUUGAUGUUUAGGGAUAAGUAUUCAUAAAUGAAUAUAAAUAUAAUUCUUAAGAAUUUAGUAAUGUUGCUGCUUUUAUUCUUUAAGAUGACAUAUUAAUGGAGACUUUAACUGUAAAAGAAACGAUUACAUUUGCAGCUAGAUUAAAAUUAAAUUUAUGCUAAAAGUAAAUAAAAGAAAAAGUAGAAUAAAUCAUAAAAUGUUUGAAAUUAGAAAAUUGCUAAAAUAAUAUAAUAGGAGGUUUUUUAUUAAAAGGAAUAAGUGGAGGAGAAAGGAAAAGAACAAAUAUCGGAGUAGAACUUGUUACUGAUCCUUAAUUAAUAAUCUUAGAUGAACCUACAUCAGGCUUAGAUAGUUUUACCUCAUUUUUAUUAAUAAAAUUAUUAAAUGAUAUGUGUCAAUAAAAUCAUAAAACAAUAAUAUUUACAAUUCAUUAGCCUAGUAGUGAAAUAUUUAAUUCAUUAGACAGACUUAUACUUUUAAGGAAUGGAUAAACUGUAUAUUAAGGAAAGGCUUAAGACAUAGUCCCAUAUAUUAAAAAAUAGGGAAUUCAUUAUCCUUAACAUUGUAAUCCUUCCGACUUUUUUAUGGAAUUUUUAGUUAAUAAAUAAAAAUAAAAGAAUAUCAAAUAAGACAUUUUUACAUAUUAAAAUUACUAAAAUUAAAUCGAAUAGUAAAUAUUAAACGAAGUAGAAUUCAAAGGAAAUUAUAACAAAAUAAAUUUUAAAUAAAUAUCUAAAAAUUCCUUUUUUUACGAAACUAGUAUAAUAGCUUAAAGAUCUUAUUAAAAUUUUAUUAGGUGUCCUUAAUUAUUUAAAAUAAAGACUAUUUUAUUAAUUUUUAAUUCAUUAUUAAUAAGUACUAUUUUCUGGAAAGCUGCUUAAAAAGAUUACUAAAGUGUAAACGAAUAGAAAAUUUGGUAAUAAUAAACUAUGGGAUGUAUAUAUGUUUUUGGGGUUUAAACAUUUUGUAAUAUUAUUUCCACUAUAGCAAUAAUAUUCCCUAAAGAAAGGUCAGUAUUUCUAAAAGAGGAAAAUUCAAAUUUUUAUAGAGUAUCAUCAUAUUUCGUAGGAAAAUUAUUAGUUGAAUUACCUUAUGUGAUUAUAUAUCCUAUAUUUUCAACUGUAAUUAUGUUUUUUGCAGUCGGAUUUGAAAAUAAAGCAUUUAAUACUUUUUUAUUAAUUUUUAUUCUAAUGAGUGUGAUUGGAAAUGGAAUAGGUCUAGCUGGAGGAGCUGCAUUUAAAAAUCCUUAAAUAGUUUCAAUUUUAUUACCAACAUUAUUAAUGCCUUUUUAAUUAUUUGGAGGUUUUUAUUCAGAUUAAAGUAGAAAUUCAAAAUAUACAAGUUGGAUAUAAUAUAUAAGUCCUUUUUAUUAUAUGACUGUUGCCACAACUAAUGCUGAAUUUGGUGAUAUUUAUAUUUACGAUGAUAUAUAAAGAAAAAUUAUUGAUAAUUAUGAUUAUCCUAUAACUUAAAACGAAAGUUUAAUUAUUUUAUUAAUAGGUUGUAUUAUUUUCCAUAUAGCUGCUUUUAUAUUUCUUAAAUUAGAAUAUAUUAUUUUAAUUUUUGGAUAAAACAUGUAAAAAGAGCAUUAAAGUAUGCAAGAAAACAAUAAUGAAUUCGAAUGGAUACCGUGUAGUUCUUAAAUUAAAUAAUAAAACCCAACUAGUACUAUAUUAUGGAGUUUCAAGCCAACUUUGUCCUUAACUGAUCCAUAAAUUUUUUAAGAUUAAAAUGGCGAAAGUUUAAAUGUUCCUAAAAAUGUAUAUGCCUUUAUAUUCGCAGUAACUGCCGAAACUAAAGAUUUAUCGAAUUUCCAUUUAAUCGAUAUAGGAUUAUUAGGAUAAACAAAAAUCUUAUUAGAAGAUGGAUUAGCUACUUUUAGUGCUUUGAAAUUUUCUUCUACAUCAUAUAAUAAUUAAGGAAGUAAAUUUAAUUUAGUAUUAGCUGUAGGGAUAUAAAAUGAACAUGAUCUUCAUCCUAAAAUAAUUUCGGCAAAAAUAUCUUCGGCUGUAUUUGUAGAUUCAAGAAAGUCUGCUAGAGAUAAAUAAUCUUCAAAAUAAAGUGAAAAAAACAAAACAUUUUAUGAUUUUUUUGAUCCAUGUUAAUUUACUAAAAAGUUAACUAAAAUUAAAGUCGAAGAUAAGCUUUAGUCUUGUGAGGAAAUAUCAAAUGAUAUUUAAGGAUUUAUUAAUUAUUUUACAGCUGCUAAUAUAAGAAAUAAAAAUAUGGCUAAUAAAUAAAAAAUGAUGAAAGUUAAAUAAUCAAAAAACCUUAAAAAGAAUAAAUUAUUGCCUUAUUUAUUGAUUUUGGAAAGUUUAAUAAUUUAAAUACUAAAAAUAAAAAAAUAUACAAAAGAAGAAUGA
Messenger RNA from Ichthyophthirius multifiliis, 2493 nucleotides. RefSeq lists its product as hypothetical. Gene Ontology annotation, cellular component: membrane. The record is from RefSeq and is a predicted model, not a curated record. Gene Ontology annotation, molecular function: ATP binding; ABC-type transporter activity; ATP hydrolysis activity. Lineage: Eukaryota; Ciliophora; Oligohymenophorea; Hymenostomatida. The transcript is spliced from 18 exons.